Messenger RNA from Striga asiatica, 1322 nucleotides. The record is from the annotation of a GenBank genome assembly. Lineage: Eukaryota; Viridiplantae; Streptophyta; Magnoliopsida; Lamiales; Orobanchaceae.
UAUAAAUCCUGCAACGCUGAAUAAAAAAUUUUCACAUAACAACAAAUAAUAAUCAAAACAAAAUUCCAAAAAUUAGCACUUCUUGAACAUUACAAAUUAACGAAUAACAAAUGGCUUCUGCUAAUCUCAUUUACAGCCUCAUCAUGGCACUAACUCUCAUGUGUUGCUCUUUUUCGAAAGCCUUUCCGGGUUCGGGCCAGGCUGGCGGUGGUUAUUCGGGCCUCACCCCUGAUUUCUACCUGUAUUCAUGUCCUCAGGCUAAUGAGAUUAUAAUGUCUGUGUUGGAAAACGCCAUUGCUGAAGAUCCUAGAAUGGCUGCUUCCUUGCUCAGGCUCCACUUUCACGACUGCUUUGUCCAGGGCUGUGAUGCAUCUGUACUUCUAGACGACGACAAGACGAAUAUAGUGAGCGAGAAAAAUGCGGGACCCAACAAAAACUCGUUGAGAGGAUUCGAAGUUAUCGAUGAAAUCAAAGCCAAACUCGAACAAGUUUGCCCACACACUGUUUCAUGUGCCGACAUUCUUUCUCUUGCUGCCAGAGAUUCCAUUGUACUUAGUGGAGGACCUCAUUGGGAGGUUCCAUUAGGAAGAAGGGACUCAACAACAGCAAGCCUCACCAAAUCAAACACUGACAUUCCAGCACCAAAUUCAACCAUCCAAACACUCACUAACAUGUUCAUGCGCCAAGGCCUUGACGAACUAGAUCUCGUUGCUCUUUCGGGAGGACACACGAUAGGAAUGGCGAGAUGUGUGACAUUUAGGCAGAGACUGUACAGCCAAAAUAAGGACAUCACACUCGAGAAAAACUACUAUAACGGUCUCAAAUCCGUUUGCCCGAAAAUCGGUGGCGAUAACAACAUCUCGCCUCUCGAUUUCACGUCCCCUGUGAAAUUCGACAACAGCUACUUUAAACUCUUGUUGUGGGGCAAAGGGCUUUUAAACUCGGACCAGGUUUUGCUCACGGGUCAAACUACAGAGCUUGUGAGGAUGUUUGCAGAGGAUGAGGCUCUGUUUUUUCACCAUUUUGCGAGUUCUAUGCUGAAAUUGGGGAGCAUUAGGCCGCUUGUUGGGUCUCAGGGAGAAAUUAGAAAAAAUUGCCGGAGGUUGAACUGAAUUUUUUAUUUUUUUUUGUAAUUAAUGUUAUAGUUAUUAUUAUUAAUAUCUGAAGUGUUUAUGUACUUAAAAUCAAAAGUUUGAUGAAUGCUGCUUGUGUAAUUUGUUAGUUGAUUAUGGCUUCUGGGUUUGUAUGUGAAAGUGUAAGUGAAAUUAAAGAUUGUUAACGGAACUUCAGUGUUCUAUAUGAAUUGUGAAGUGAUAAAUUAU